UUGCUUUUUGUAGGCACAGAUACUUCCACAUUUGCUGGGUUUAGAGCUUGCAGCUGUUUGAAAGGAUUUCAUCGUACCCAUCUUUUUGAAGGCUGCACACAAUGCGAUGACGAAGGAUUACAAUGUGUGGAUGACCAUGUUAAGCUGAAGAAGGGUUACUGGUGGAAAUGGGAGAAUCAGACCCACAUGCAAUUUUAUGAAUCAUUUGCACGUAAUCUCUUGGAUUCAAGGAACUCUUCCUCAACUAAUGCUUCCCUUAUCGAGUUCCCAUACACUGUUCCUAUGCCGCACAAAUGCCCACAACAAGAGGCUUGCUAUGGUGGUUUCAAUUCUUCUUGCGCUGACGGCUAUCAAGGACCGCUGUGUGAAAUUUGUAGUGAUGGCUACUAUAAACAGUUUCAAACGUGCAAAAAGUGCCCAACUAGGAAAUGGAUGAUCGGACAACUGUCUAUAGUGAUGGCAGUUAUCCUGGUCGUUAUUUUAGUUAUCCUAUGGUCAAGUAAAAAGAAGCAAGAGAAUGCGAAAAAAGGAAGAUCCACAGUGGAUAUAAUACUUGGAAGUCUGAAAAUUGUCAUUGGCUUUUACCAGGUAACUGAUGGACUGUUACAGACAUUUUCGUAUAUCAAAUGGCCAGAUUCUCUUUCUGUCAUUGGAAAAUAUUCGGAGAUGAUACAGCUUAAUGUAUUCCAGAUUGCGCCUCUUCACUGCAUCUUUCCUGAAUUAAAGGUCAAUGCCUUUAAGAGCUUGUUUGCAAUUCUUGCAAUGAAUGCCACAGCCAUCAUUGUGACCAUUCUCAUUUAUUGUUUACGAAAGCUUCUACUCGAACGGAGUGCUUCCUCCAAAGAAGAAAAGUUAAGGAAAUCUUCUCAAACGAAAGAGCUGAUCUUGAGAAACCUGUUUUUCUUCCUGUACGUGACAUAUCUCAGUACCUGCUCCAACACAGCUAGUGUGCUUCCCCCAACUUGCCGUCUGCUUUGUUCGGACAAAACGAAAACCCACUGUCAAAAGUUUCUUAAGACUGACUACAGUAUCGACUGUGAGAGUACAAACUACAGUCGAUCAGUCAUCGUUGCCUACAUUGCAGUCGCUUACGUACUACUUCUUCCCACAGCAUCACUUAUAGCUCUCUGGAAAGCGCGAAUGACCGUUGCAAGUCAGAAUAAAAUGGAAUACGAGCACCAAAAUCCUGAUAUCGAAGUGAAAAGCAGCGAACUCACCACAGGCUUACGAUUCCUUUUCGAAAACUACCAUCCGCGCUCGUGGUACUGGGAGCUGGUCGAUACAGUGCGGAAGGUGGUCCUCACAUCAGGUCUGAUCUUGGUUGGUGGUGAAAGCAGAGCAUAUGUCGGACUGGCUUGCGUCAUGUCAGGACUGUAUGGAAUGUUUUUUGCUUAUGCCAGCCCUAUAGCGGAUCCAUUCGAGAACAGACUAAUGCUGAUAUCUCUUGCUGUGACCUUUGUAAACUUGGGAAUAGGAGCUGUGAGUAAGAUAAACAGCGAGAACAUUCCAGCCUCAAUCGAUCUAUAUGUGGAUAACAUCAUGUUCAAGGUACUGGUGUUUGGAGCAAAUUCUUUGGUAAUCGGUCUUCUCGUAGGUAAGUUAAGUCUAAAACUACUUCAGUUAUUAAUUUACCCUUCAAUAGUAUAAAAUUCAACCCUGGGUAUUGUUAUUAAUGACAUUAUAGGGGAAUCAAUCUUACCUGGGACAAGCCCAAGAUCAAAAUCUGGAACCCCACUUACUCACUGGGGUGGGCGGGUGAGUCGCCAAUGGCCCUUCGUGUCGGGCAAAGUGAAGUGAAUGGGACAAAAUGUACCAGUAUUUCCUAUUAUAUAUACUCAUUUGCAUAUCAUUAAUUAAUCCUCGGGGUUGAUAUUUACAAUUCAAAUGGAACGUGAACAGCAAGCCUAAGCAACCACGACGACGAAAACAUUAACGUCAAAAAAAAAAAACAGAAACGUUGCCUACAUUUGACAAUUUGAGCGGGUCCAAAUAGACGUCGUCUUUUCCGUCGUCGUUGCUUAAGCUCCCCAAUCACAAGUAGGGCAAUGUCAGCUCCGUUCUUGCUUUUUGUUUGCGGCCAAAAUUUAGUUCACGAUGUAAAUCGGUUUAGCUUCAAUUGCCAUUCUAACUCUAACUGUAUUACUGUAAUGCCUUGAGGUAGCGCUUAUGUCCAGGUUUGCAAGCAGCUGCAAAAUUUGGGAUUUUUCGCGUCCUUGCAAAAAUUGCACGGUUCACAAUUGAUCGCGUUUCUCACAGUCAGUGAUCUUCACAAGUUGUUAUGAGUAUUAAAGCAAGUAAGUAAGUGUGUAUGUAAGUACUCCUAAGUCCGUCCGUCAGUAAGUACGUAAUCCAUAAGACUUGAACUUAAAGCUAAAAUAUUCAUAGAGAAGUGUUAAGACAGUACAAGAGAGGACUCCGCCUUAUAAAACGUCAAGUCAACGAGUACGUUUUAAGGUGUUUUUGAAAGGGAUGAGAUGACUGCAGACAGUCUUAAGUAUACGUAACUAUGACUUCUGUUUCUUUGCAGUUCAGUAUAUUGUAUACAUCUAUCGCUUUAUAAAAGAAUGGCUCAAGAAUCCCAAGUGCUCUUUCUCCUGCUGUCUGACCUUGCUGCUGCCUUUGAAUGACUUGCAAGGAGAAGUACGUAGAUUUUCUGGAAGGAAUGUUUUUAAGAACCAACUGCAAACCGGAAAAAUGAAUAUGCCGUCAAUUUCAACCUCUUUCCAAGAUACUGGUGCUAUUAACUUUAGUUUGGAAGAAGAUCAACCCAAUCUGGCAGGUGGAAGGAAUUCUGAUCAUGAGGAAACACCUGCAAACAAGAGCGACAAACAAACCCAGACUCGAGAAAGCGGGAAAGAAUCCAUCUUUACCAAAAUUUCAGUUCAUGAAGUUCCAAAAAUGGCAUGCGAUACGUCUUUUUAA
Molecule: messenger RNA, 2922 nt
Organism: Porites lobata
Lineage: Eukaryota; Metazoa; Cnidaria; Anthozoa; Scleractinia; Poritidae
Source: the annotation of a GenBank genome assembly